GCGAGUUCGGCAUACCAGCAGCGGCGGCAGCAGCAGCACACCAUUCAACCGAUCGAGCAUACAACUGCAACAUGAAUAGCAGCGCUACCAGCAGUAGCAACAACAAAAUCAAUAUCAGUAACAACAACAACGCUAUCAACAACAAAACCAGCGGUAGUUACACAUCAUCCGGUGCAGCCUGUCACGGAAUGCCGAGCGCUACGUCACGGCGUGGAACAAAACGCAAAACAUCGGCAGGAACCAUUUCCUCAGCCAUCCGGAAACGGCGCAAGUUGCAGCAUUCCUCGAAGCCGGGCGAAUCGCGACAGGAGCAGAUACCGCAGACGAAGAACACGGUGGCCGUGCUGAACGAGCUGAAGCGCAACCUGGUGUACAAGGUCGAGUCGCAGACGGGCCCGGUCCAUGCACCCCUUUUCACGAUAUCGGUUGUGGUCGAUGGGCAGAAGUUUGUCGGUUCCGGACCGAGCAAGAAGCUGGCCCGGGUAGCAGCGGCCGCUUCAGCCCUGCGCAGCUUCAUCCAGUUCAAGGAUGGGGCGACGCUGACACCGAUCGAGCCGCUGCACAACGUCGACUUCACCAGCGAUGAUCCGAUGAUCGAGAACAGCAUAUUCCCGCUGUCCGAUGCCGGGCCGGGCAUGCAGGAGAUCAUCAGCCCGGAAAAGGGCCCCGUGAUGCUGCUGCACGAGCUGUUCACCGAUGCCCACUUCGAGUGCGUCUCGUCCGAUGGGCUGCAGCACUCGAAGUUCACCGUCGUCGUCACGGUGAACGACAACCAGCGCUUCGAGGGUACCGGGCCUUCGAAGAAGAUGGCGAAGAACGCGGCAGCCAAGGCGGCCCUCGCCUCGAUCUGCAACAUCUCGUUCAGCCCGCUGCAGCAGUCCAACGUCUCGCUGAACGGGGACAACAGCUUCAAGCAGAACAAGAACUUCGAGCUACCGCAGACGUUCGCGGACGCCGUCGGCAAAUUGGUAAUCGAAAAGUUCAACGAGGUGAUGAAGGGGAGCGACGUUUACAGCAGGCGCAAGGUACUGGCCGGGUUUGUGAUGACCCACGGGUACGAUGUGAAGACGGCGCGGGUGAUCUCGCUAGCCACCGGCACCAAGUGCGUCAGCGGCGAGCACAUGAGCGUGACCGGCUCGGUCAUCAACGACUCGCACGCCGAAAUUAUCGCCCGGCGCGGGUUGAUGGAUUUCUUCUACAGCCAGCUGGACCUGCUCUGCCAGCAGCAGCAACAGCAGCAGACACCGGAGUCGGUACCGGUGUCUAGUACGUCGCCAACCCCCGGCAAUGGGCAGACGGUGGUGACGAUCGGCAGCGGCGGAACGACGCUGUCCAAUGGCACGAUGGCAGCUGCCGAGCCUGCGCUCCCCUCUCAGUCAGAUGCGGCCGAUGGCGAAAGCAACGCGUCCGAGCAGAAACCGGCCAUUGCGACGCAGCACGCGGAAGUCAUUUUCAACAAACCCAGUAACGACUCGAGUCUGUACACGCUGAAGGAAGGCAUCUACUUCCAUCUGUACAUCAACACCGCACCAUGCGGAGACGCGCGAGUCUUCAGUCCGCACGAAAAUGAUAGCAUGGAUGUGGACAAGCAUCCCAAUCGCAAAGCACGUGGUCAAUUACGAACGAAGGUGGAAUCAGGGGAGGGAACGAUACCGGUCAAGAGCAGUGACGGCAUUCAGACGUGGGACGGCGUUUUACAGGGCCAGCGAUUGCUGACCAUGUCCUGCUCGGAUAAGAUUUCCCGCUGGAACGUGCUGGGCCUGCAGGGGUCGAUGCUGGCGUCCGUGAUCGAGCCGAUCUAUCUGCACUCGAUUGUGCUCGGUAGCCUGCUUCAUCCGGCUCACAUGUAUCGAGCAAUUUGCGGACGGAUAGAAAAUGCAAUACAAGGACUACCCCCGCCGUAUCGCUUGAACAAGCCAAAGCUGGCACUCAUGACGUCGGCGGAAUCGCGAAAUCAAACCAAGCCUCCUAAUUUCAGCAUCAACUGGAUCACGAACAGCUCGGAGGUUGAGAUUGUGAACUCGUUCACCGGGAAGCUCAUCAACAAUAACACAAACACGAACAAGAUGUCGCGGCUGUCGAAACAAUCGUUCUACCGGCGCUAUGCAGCCAUCAUAGCGCGCCUACCGAGCGUUCGGCUACGUCAAGUGAAGCCGACGUACUUCGAAACGAAGAUGUCGGUCAACGAGUAUCAGCAGGCGAAGCGGGAGCUGUUCGCCGCGUUCAGCAAGGAAGACCUCGGUGACUGGCUGAAGAAACCGAUCGAGCAGGAUCAGUUCACGCUUAUCGUAGCCAAGGAAAGCGAACCACCGUCGCUCGUCAGCCAGCCGCAAACUGUGCCAACUGUCGAACUGAAUACACUGGUAAGCAACGCUACUUCUUCCGUCGGCAACUGCUCCAAAUGACAUCACAUCAAGCAUUCAAGCCGGCGCAGCUACUCGUCGGUCGGCCCCGACCACCCCAGUCAUACUUCCGAGCGUAGUAACAAAUUUUCUAACUCCUCUGGCAGUUAGUCGUAGCGGCUGUCGCGUUGAGGAAGCCGUUACCGAGCCUACCAGUUAGGGUGUGUGUUUUGCAUUAGGUGACAUUUGAGGACAAGGCAAUAAUGAACCGAGACUGGCCGAGGGUGUGCUGCUGCCGUUGUUUUCUAGACUUUUACCACCACCCUGUUCUUGAGGCUCACUUGCACACAGGCAAAAUAUCGAUUAGAAGUGUGCCUUUAGCACUAGCAUUCUUAAAAUCAUAGUAACCUUACCCGCUUAGCUCUAGGGGGUCCGCGACAGCCGAGCGGUAGCGCCGGUUAGAAAAUCGGCCCAUGAGCGCCGGGGCUCACCACCUCGACGGCGUGGGUUCGAAUCCCAACCGAGACCGGACCCUCCCCUGUACGAGAGGACUGACUAUCCACGUACAACAGGGAAACAAGUCUCGUAAGCCCUUAACGGGCAGGCAUGACCAAGAGGUCGUUACGCCAAGAAGAAGAAGAAGAAGACCCGCUUAGCUAAGAAUUUGAAAGUUCUCGUGGGAGAAGCUCUACAUUUUUUAAAGCUUUUAUUUGCUACUCCAUAUUUCGUGCUCUCUACCGUUUGAACUACAGAAUUAUGAAUUCAGUGCAUUGAUUUCUCAUUGCUCUGCUGUCCAGGCGAUUGAAGGCAUAUCGAAAUCGUCGUCAGGACCCAUGCGUUCCAGGAUAGCAUCAAAACAAUCAUGCAUAGCCUCUGGGGACUAGCCGACUAAGAUACUCUAAUAAUUUCGGAUGCAUCAUCGAAUUGCCAAACCACUGCGUAUCCUUUUUGAUUUGAUGAGCACUACUUUUGUUUUUAUAUUGAUAAAGCUUCCCAGUAAUGCUGAACAUUACUCAAUACUUGAAUAACGAAUCUGGUUGGAUAAAGGUGAAGGGGAGGAAUAAACCCUACGUCGGGUUUUGAUGUUAUGCCAAGCAUACACGAAAGGUUAUCGUGCCAAGCAUUUGCUUGCCAAAGCAAGAUUGUCUUGCUUUCGAAGAUUAUAUGUUUGGUGUUUGAACUUCAGUACUUAAUUUGGUCACGCAACAUUCGAUGUUCUGAGCAAACAAUAAUGAUAACGAUAAGUUUUGAAAUAGCAGCAUUCAGGAUAUGCUGAUUCAAAUAUGCUAAUGGCUCAUGAUGAAGUAAAUAAAAGCAAUUAUACGUAAGAUCAGAAUUACUCAACUCAUACAUCUCUCGUUUCCUUGUAUCAAUAAUAUCUUGCCCAAAUUACAA
Anopheles coustani is the source of this 3737-nucleotide messenger RNA. It is a transcript of the gene Adar, whose product is annotated as double-stranded RNA-specific editase Adar. Gene Ontology annotation, molecular function: double-stranded RNA adenosine deaminase activity; tRNA-specific adenosine deaminase activity; double-stranded RNA binding. The transcript has 9 exons. The record is from RefSeq and is a predicted model, not a curated record. Bases 72 to 2405 code for a protein of 777 amino acids. Gene Ontology annotation, biological process: adenosine to inosine editing; RNA processing. Lineage: Eukaryota; Metazoa; Arthropoda; Insecta; Diptera; Culicidae. Gene Ontology annotation, cellular component: cytoplasm; nucleolus.